GCGCGGAAAGCUGAGCUUUACCACUGCACGUGAAUGCAGCACUGGUUGAGUCAAAAAACGAAAGAGAAAAUCUCUGAACAUUUUUGGGGGAUUUAUUCAUCUACAUCGGUGCGUGAUUGCUGUCGACCGAUUUCUUUUAAGGUAUUUUAUCAAUGUUCAGCUGAUGGUGGAUUUACACCUGUUCCUGUUUGUUUCUAUCUUUUUAUUCUUCUGUCGCUGCUGCCUGAGCAAACUGAACAUGAGCAGAAUCUGCAAAACAUUCCCCGAGGCUUUGUCUGCAAUCAAUCCAUUCAGAUACCAUGGCUUGAAGAACCAUGGAGCAACCUGUUACCUGAACAGUGUUCUGCAGGUUCUGUUUAUGACUGAGGACUUCAGGGAAGCUGUGAACAGCAGUUCCAAGUCUGAGUUUAUUGAUCAUCACCUUAAAGAUCUGUUCAAAAAUCUAUUGACACAAACCUCAGACUCAUCCAGCAUAAUCCAAGCUCUUGGAAUAGAAAGAGUGUACGAACAGCAAGACGCAGCAGAGUACUGUCAGAAGAUUUUAAGGAUGACCAGUCCCGAUGCAGCAAAGAUCUUUCAUGGGCAGAUGACAGAGAGAACCACAUGUCUGUCAUGUCAAAAACAGUAUGACACAGAUGUACCAUUCUGGCUUCUUCCACUGUCACUGGUCAAUUCUGGGAGUGACAACAGUGUGGACGGCAACAUCGAGAAAUUUUUCAGAAUUUCCUCUUUCAGUGGAGAAAAUCAGAUCUACUGUGAAAAGUGUGACAAAAAAUCAGAUGCUACAAGUGUAUCAGUAGUAAAACAUCAUCCAGAUGUUUUGAUUCUGCUGCUGAAGAGGUUUAUUUUCUGCUACAAUUACAUGACGUACAUCAAAGUCAACCUUCCUGUGGAAGUGCCAUUCUCCAUGAAGAUUCCAGAGAAUCAGACAUAUGAGCUGUACGCUGUUAUCGACCAUUUCGGGGAUCUGAGAAGUGGACACUACAGCUCAAGAAUCCGGUCUCAGCCAGACAGUGGAUGGUACCAGUUCAACGAUAACUCAGUCACAGCUCUUGGAUGCUGUAAAUUAUCAAAAAAUGGUGACACAGAGAAAUCCAAAAGUGCAUAUCUUUUGUUUUAUAGAAAGAAAGACAUUGAAAACUCUCUGACAUCAAAUGGGGGUUUUUCAUCAGCCAUCAGUGAGGAUCCUGGAGCUGAAAAGCGAGCACACAGUGCCGAUAAGGAGAAGCUUCUCCCUCCUGGAGUUUCACUUAAAGCCCAAAACUCAGCAAAAAAUGAACCAGUUGGUUUAGAUGAGAUUGAAAUUUCUGAUAAUUACAUGACUGAACCAAAGCUGAAUGAUUAUGUUUGUAAAGAAGAUGGUUUGAGGAGAACUGAUGUAGAAAAAGAGAAAAGGGAGAAGGUCCAGGCAGAAAAUCUGCAGCAGCAUUCAGAUCAAAGUGAGGGUGAAGGAUUCAGAAACGUGAACAGGGCUGAACAUCCCAGUAUCAGGCUAAAUGAGGAGAGAGAUGCUGCUAAACCUGCAGAUUUUGAUGGAGAAGUGAAUGAUAAACGAAUGAAGACAGAUAUGCUAGAGGAAGGAGACGAAGGGGUUUCAGGUUAUAGAACAACUGAAACAAGAAACCCUGGAGUUCAGGACAGACAGUUUGCAGAAGGUGAUCAGAGAUGUGAAAGAUCAACCAGCGGUGUCUUGUCUUUAGACCCUCUGCAGGAAGAAGAGGGAAGAGCUCAAGAAGAUGAAGAUCCCAAAGUCAGACCUUCUCAGGCGACUACAUUUUUUAUGUCAAAGCCUGUUGAGAUCCUGAACAAGAGGAAAUUACCUGAUGAUCUGACCAACCCAGACCAAAAAAAAAAAAUUAGAAAUAAAAAAAAUCCAUCUGUAAACCUGGAGAAUGGAAAACAUCCAGGAUUACAGCAGAGCGGAAAAGCAGAAAAUCAAACAGAUGAGAGAUUGGAAAAAUCAGAACUAGAAGGUUUUCAAGCAGGAAGUGGAUUUCAGGAAGUUGCUGAUGGAAGACCGAGCCCAAAGCAGAUGAAUGUUUUGGUGUUGGAGGAAGAGGAGCAGGUCAUUUCUAUUGUUGGUAAAAAGAUCAUAGUAAAAGUUAUAGAGGAAACCCUCUACAACAGCAUCAAAACAUACCAUGGACAUAAUCAAUGAAAUGUUGUCCAAAAAAAAAUCCCCAGAAAAAUAACAACAAGAAAUUUUUAAAUAGAUAUUUGUGAACAAAAAAAGCAAACACACAAGGCCAGGGAAGAGUUAUGUAAAUGUAUGUUAAAUACUCGUGGGAUAUAGUUCCUAAAAGGUCAUGAUGGUUCUAACAACGGAAAGCCUCUCAAAGUGGAAGAAAAGCAGAAAACAAUUUAAACGUGUCUAUAAAUGUUAUAUAUUUUAGGGUGAUAUGACUUUGGGCUGUUACUGAAAUUCAAUAAAUUCUAAGUUUUGUUACAUUACUUUUUUGUGUCAUUGACACAAAGGGAUGAUGGGAGAUCUCUGCAAACACAUCCCAUAUUUUUGUUCAGUUAUUCUCUUCUGUUUUAUUUGAAAGUACUUUGACAGAUUUCUCUGGUUUCCAUAAAAUGGUAUGUUCUUUGAUUGCAUUAAAAAUAAACAUACAUGACAGACGUG
Molecule: messenger RNA, 2626 nt
Organism: Oryzias latipes (Japanese medaka)
Lineage: Eukaryota; Metazoa; Chordata; Actinopteri; Beloniformes; Adrianichthyidae
Biological process (GO): protein deubiquitination
Cellular component (GO): nucleus; cytosol
Molecular function (GO): cysteine-type deubiquitinase activity
Source: RefSeq, a predicted model, not a curated record